GGUUUCCCCGGAAGUGGGAGUGGCUUGUUGUCGGUUUCGUGUGCACUUGUUGUGCGGAUGCCGGAGAGCAGAAAUUAGCCAAAAUAAACUGAUGUUAUUUGUCUGUGAGCUUCAGACAGUCUGUGAUUUAAUGCUGUGGAAUAAAGUUCUGGCUUUAAUGUGACAGCUGAACAAGUUACAAACUGAUAAGAGGAGAGCAGGAUGGAGGAGAGCGAUCGACACAAAUCUGUCCUGGAUGAGUUGACAGCAGACGGCAUUAACAUCGAGGAUGUGCAGUAUUUGACUCUGAGGGAGGAUCUGGAAUCUGAUGCUCAGGAUUUUGAAGCUCCCACAUGGAGUUUAGCUGUAGAUCCGGAGUAUGUGAAGAACUUCUCUAAAGAAGUAGUUAAGAGACAAGACGUCAUUCACGAGUUGAUCCAGACGGAGAUAAACCACGUGCGGACCCUGAAACUCAUGGUGUUCGUGUAUCUACGUGAGCUGCGCGACUCGCUGCUGAUGGACGAGUCUCAGCUCGAGCGCCUUUUCCCUCGUCUAGACUGUUUACUGCAGGAACAUCAGCACUUCCUGCAGAGACUGAAAAACCGGCGCAGAGAGUGUCUGGAGACAGGAAGUGAGAAAAACUACUUCAUCACUAACAUAGGAGAUGUCCUUAUCACUCAGUUCUCAGAUGAACUCAGAAACAGGCUGGAGAACAGUUACGGUGUUUUCUGCAGUCGUCACACAGAGACGGGGAAUUUAUACAAAGAACAACUUCAGACUAAUAAAAAGUUUCAGAAUCUGAUCAAAAGAAUCGGUCAGCUGUCCAUCAUGAGGAGACUGGGCAUUCCUGAGGGCAUUCUGCUCAUCACGCAGCGCAUCACUAAAUACCCGGUCCUGGUAGAGCGCAUUAUUAAAAACACUGAAGGGGGGACACAGGAGUACGCUGAUCUGGUAAACGCUCUGGAGUGCAUUAAGGACACCAUCUCCACCGUGGACACGCAGGUCCAUCAGUAUGAGCAGCUGCGGGAAAUCGCCGCUCACCUCGAGCCCAAAUCCUACGGCAGGAUGGGCAACGGCAAGAUUGUCCGCCGAGAAGAUCUGCUCCAGAAGGACAGGAGGCUGCUGAGAGAGGGAGUGCUGACGUGGAGGCCUCAGAACAGGUCCAAAGCGUUGGACAUCAUUGUGGUUCUGCUGCCUGACUUACUGCUGCUGCUCCAGGCCAAAGAUCAGAAAUACAUAUUUGCUUCUCUGGAUGGGAAGCCUGCAGUUCUUCCCCUGCAGAAGCUGAUUGUGAGGGAAGCAGCUCACAGUGACAGGGUUCUGUAUCUGAUCUCGGCGUCUGAUGUCCAGCCUGAUAUGUACGAACUUCACACCUCAACAGCUGAAGAACGAAGCAGCUGGAGACUGAAGAUAUGGGAAACUAUUGAGAAAUGUCCACACAUGGAGGAAAAGCUGAUGGAGCAUGAAGAUAUUUAUCCUAAUAAACUUCGGGAAGUUCAUGACCAGUUAUAUGAGAAGGACGCUCAGAUCGAGGAGAUCCUCCGGCAAAAGCUGCAAAUAAUUUCUGACCUGUCAGAGGUUCAGACCGAUAACCCAACUACACUGAGACGCCUGCUGCUGAAAGGUUCUGCUCCUGAGCUCCAACAGGGGGAGCUGUUGAUCAACAACGCCAUUAUACAGGCUGAGAAUUUACAGGUGCAGUUGAUUCAAGGAGAGAUGAACUUUAUUCUUCCAUCUGGAGAAAGUGAUGUGAAGCUCCACAUAAAAUCACAAACAUUGCCUGCGUUCAACAGAAUGUCAAAGAGUGGUGAUGGAUUUCGGUCCAGAGAUCAAAGACCAAACUCAGAUCCUCAUCUGCGAGACCUUUAUCUCAAUCCCUUGGAAUUAUCUGUGUGUAACAUAUCUGUCUCUCUCUCUCUAUGGAGAAGGAACGAAACGAAUCGGUGUGUGUGUUUCUGUGUGUGUGUGUGUGUGUGUGUGUGUGUGUGUGUGUGUGUAUUUCCCCAGUGGAUUGAGACAGCAGAUAAACUGAUAAGGACACUGUACAGCCUGAAGGCACUGGUCUCCCAGCAGGACAGUGAGUUGGAGGUUCUGCGUGCGGCUCAGUCGGAGCAUGAGCGUUCGUCUCGUCAGCGUUUCAGCUCCAUCCAGGAUCAGGAGCGACAGCGGCACCUGGAGAAGCAGCGUGAGGAGCUCCUCCACCUGCAGAAGGUCCACAUACAGCAGCAGCAGGAGCAGGAAUCCUGGGCUCGUGAGCGUCAGCGUCACCUUCUGAAAAUGCACGAGCUCGAGCAGGAACUGAAGCACCGCAUGGAAGAGUGUACCAAUAAGGAGGCGUGGCUCUGUGCCGAGAGGGACGUCCUGAGCCGGAGCCGAGAUGAGUACCAGCAGGACCUGGAGCGUCUGAGGGAAAGUGCCAUCACUGUGGAAAAAGAAAGGGAGAAACUGGCGCAGGAGAGAAGACGAAUCAACAAACACAAGAACAUCACCAACCCUGGAGCCUCACAACUGGGUGGAGUCUCACAACUGGACAAUGCACAUGUACCAAAACUGCCCAUUCCGUACUCAUCACCUGACGAUAUACUCAGCACCAGUUCCCUCGUACAGCACAGUCCGUCUCGUGUGCGCCCUCCGCUGGUCCCCCCUCGUAAAGAGAGCAUCAGCGUCACAGCGAGCGUUAAAGCAGACGUCCCCAUCCAGCUGCUGAGCACCACCAACGAGUCGCUAAAGUCCAGCAGCAUCCAACAGCAGAUCCCAACUAAACUCGCAAUUAGCAAAGGGAAGGAGAAGAACAAAAGGAAGAGUUCACAUCAUCGCACCAAUAGUGCAGCUACAAUAGAAUUUUCGGAGGUUUUUCCCAUUAAAGCGUCAGGAAAAGAAGGAGGAAGUUUACGAGCAAUGAAGACCACAAAACCACACACACUCACUGCAGAUGUUCCUCUGGAACACACUCUGAACUCUAAACCUUCACAAUCAGUAAACGUUUCCCAAAAAGCUGCUCAUCUGCAGAACCACCAGAGAACCAAGAACUGCAACCAGGAGGACGUCGUCUUCUUUUAGGUCUUCACCGUGGAUCAUCUCUGAACAUGAACACACUCAAGACUUUACACAGCUUUAAAAAACAAUGAAUAGAAUUUCUGUGGCUUUAAGAAAAAAGAAGGAAAUGAAUUUUAAUGUUUUUAAUAUUUUAUUCCCUUACUACUGUUUUCCAGCACUUUCAAAAAAGUGUGUGUGUGUGUGUGUGUGUGUGUGUGAUUCAUCCACAAAAAAAGGGUAAAGUUUCAGAUCAAAGUGCUUUUUUUUUUUUAAUAAUUUGUAAAUUUGAACUCAUUUUGGGGAAUUUAGAAUGUUUCAGAAUCAGAAGUUUUAUUAUUCUGUAAAUGUUUAUUUUAUUAAAACACCAAAACUUUUAAAAUCCUGUUAAAAAACAAUCAGUUGGAGAUUUUGUGGAGAACCUUUUAAUUGUUUUUAUUCUUUUAUUGAUUCUGAAAAAAGGGACAUUGGACACCAAAAGUUUUGGGUUUUUUAAAUAAAAGGGAGAAACUGA
Molecule: messenger RNA, 3526 nt
Organism: Tachysurus fulvidraco (yellow catfish)
Lineage: Eukaryota; Metazoa; Chordata; Actinopteri; Siluriformes; Bagridae
Gene: arhgef18a
Product: rho/rac guanine nucleotide exchange factor (GEF) 18a
Exons: 19
Coding region: 202-3039 (945 amino acids)
Biological process (GO): regulation of Rho protein signal transduction
Cellular component (GO): plasma membrane
Molecular function (GO): guanyl-nucleotide exchange factor activity
Source: RefSeq, a predicted model, not a curated record